Molecule: messenger RNA, 1803 nt
Organism: Schizophyllum commune H4-8
Lineage: Eukaryota; Fungi; Basidiomycota; Agaricomycetes; Agaricales; Schizophyllaceae
Product: carboxyl transferase
Exons: 14
Coding region: 16-1707 (563 amino acids)
Biological process (GO): L-leucine catabolic process
Cellular component (GO): methylcrotonoyl-CoA carboxylase complex; mitochondrion
Molecular function (GO): methylcrotonoyl-CoA carboxylase activity
Source: RefSeq, a predicted model, not a curated record
AUUCCUCUGCCCACCAUGUCCGCCGCUCGAUGCGCCACGAGGACCGCCCAGCUCACCUUCUCGCGCCUGCCUGGACGAUGUAGCACGAGAGGCUAUCAUGCAGGUGUUCUCCCGUCACUUCUGACGCCGUCUUCGCCCGAAUUCCAGGAGAAAAAGACAAAUAUGGAUGCCCUCGUGAGGGAGUUGGAAGAGAAGCUUGCGGAUGCAAGACAAGGUGGUGGUCCCAGAGCCGCGGAGCGGAUGCGUUCGAAAGGCAAGAAGCUCCCGCGAGAACGACUGUCGCUCCUUCUUGACAAACACACGCCCUUCCUCGAGCUAUCUGCUCUCGCCGCGCACGAAGUAUACCCCGAGAGCAUCCCAGGCGCAGGGAUCAUCACGGGUAUCGGUCGUAUCGCGGGAAUGGAAUGCGUGAUUGUAGUCAACGACGCGACGGUCAAGGGUGGCUCGUACUAUCCAUUGACGGUCAAGAAACACCUGCGCGCGCAAGAGAUCGCGAAGGAACAUGGCCUUCCGUGCGUCUACAUCGUCGAGUCUGGAGGCGCCGCCCUGCCUCAUCAGGCAGAUGUCUUCCCUGACAAAGAGCAUUUUGGUCGGAUCUUUUACAACAUGGCGCAGAUGUCUGCCCUCGGUAUACCGCAGAUUGCCGUCGUGCAUGGCAUUAGCGUAGCAGGAGGCGCCUACGUGCCCGCGAUGGCCGACGAGAACAUCAUCGUGCGCGACCAGGGGCGCAUCUUCCUAGCCGGGCCGCCGCUCGUGCGCGCCGCCACCGGAGAAGAGGUAGACGAGGAGCAUUUGGGCGGUGGUAUGAUGCACUCCAGCGAGAGCGGCGUCACCGACCACCUCGCGCGCGACGAUGAACACGCCAUCUCGAUAGCCAGGAGCAUAGUAGGCGACCUGGGAGCAGCAGGAGGCGCACUGGUGCCUCCUGCGCGCACGCCGGAAGCCCCGCUCUAUCCUGCAGAGGAGUUGCAUGGUAUUGUUGGCACAGAUGUGCGGCAGGCGUUCGAUAUGCGGGACGUCAUUGCGCGCAUUGUGGAUGGCAGUCGAUUCAGGGAGUUCAAGAAGGAAUACGGUCCGACGAUCGUUACGGGAUUCGCGCACGUUCACGGCUAUGAAGUUGGGAUCGUCGCAAACAACGGCAUCCUGUUCUCGCCGUCAGCCCUGAAGGCGACCCAUUUCAUCCAGCUCUGCUCACAGCGGAAGAUUCCGCUGCUAUUUCUAGUCAACGUGACGGGGUACAUGGUUGGCUCCAAGGCUGAGCGCGGAGGAAUUGCGAAGGACGGCGCGAAGAUGGUUCGCGCAGUGGCCUGCGCGGACGUGCCAAAGCUUACCGUCGUCGUGGGCGGUAGCUUUGGCGCGGGCAACUAUGGCAUGGCUGGCCGAGCGUACUCGCCGCGCUUCCUCUGGAUGUGGCCUAACGCGAAGGUCAGCGUUAUGGGGGCCGGACAGCUUUCGCAGGUCAUGGCGCAGGUCUCGAAGGACCCGUCUCAACACGCGCAACUGAAGGCUCGCAUUGAAGAGCAGUCGACGGCGCUGUACUCAAGCGCACGACUCUGGGACGACGGCAUCAUCCGCCCAACAGACACGAGGGAUGUUGUUGGCCUGGCCUUGGCUCUUUCUGCUCGCAAGAAGGCAGCUCAGGGAGGAGGGAGCGCGUCGACGACGUGGGAUGGGAGCGGGAGAGGAUUUGGUGUUUUCAGGAUGUGAGGAGGAUGUUCAUUGGAACGCCGAGAAGUAACGUUGGGACGAUGAGAAACUGCGGGCAAUCACUGUACAAUAGUCAAGCACGGUUCUUGCUGCUUU